AUGGAGCAAGCGGCAGCGGCCCAGGCCUUGGAGCAGAUACCAUCACUGAACAAUGGCCUCCAGCAUCAGGAAGAAACAGGCCCCGCCUCAUCUCUGGACAUUGAGGAAUCUGCUUUGAAAGCCAAUGUUGUUGUACAGGAAGCCAAGGAUUUGACUGCCAGUGACAAAGAAGUGAAUUUGAUUUUGACAAAUGUAGUAGCAGAUGGCAGAACUGAGAGGCGGGAUCCUGAGCCAACUGAUGCUGAGACUGCAACACACAUUGGCAAAGUGACAGCUGCAGAUGCCAUUGCUGCUGAAUUGGAUUUCAAGUCAACCCAUUCAGAGACGAAAGAGGUGGGCAGGGCUCACAGCAAUGAUGGAGCAGGCAAUGGCAUGAUGCCCCAGGGUAGGAUUAAGGAUUGGAGUACCAUAGCAACCACACGGAUUCCAGAAGUUACAGGUCAGUUUAACAAAGGCCUAGUGUUGGGUCCCAGCACAGGAGUAACAUCAGAGGACACAAAGCUCGAACAAGGCAAACAGGAAGAUGAUGAUGAUGUCAUUUCCCUUGACUGUGAAAUUCUUGGAUUUGGUCCUGAUAUUGAGUUCCUGGGCCCAGAUGCUGAGAUCUAUAUGCAAUUCAUGCGGAGUCAUCGCUGUUAUGAUGCUAUUCCCACCAGCUCCAAACUGGUAGUGUUUGAGACCACUCUGCAGAUUAAAAAGGCGUUCUUGGCCCUGGUGGCUAAUGGGGUGCGAGCCGCUCCUCUUUGGGACAGCAAGCAGCAGUGCUUUGUGGGGAUGCUGACCAUCACUGAUUUUAUUAAUAUCUUACAUCGCUAUUAUCGAUCCCCUCUGGUUCAGAUAUACGAGAUUGAGGGACACAAAAUUGAAACUUGGAGAGAGGUGUAUUUGCAGGGUUCCUUCAAGCCUUUGGUGCACAUUUCUCCAAACCAAAGCCUCUUUGAUGCAGUUUAUUCCUUGAUUAAGAAUAAGAUCCACCGGCUGCCUGUGAUUGAUCCCAUCUCGGGGAAUGUCCUGCACAUCCUGACCCACAAGCGCAUCCUCAAAUUUCUGCAUAUCUUUGGAGCCAUGCUUCCAAAGCCACGUUUCCUGCAGAAAACCAUCCACGAGCUGGGCAUUGGUACCUUUCGUGACAUUGCAAUAGUCUUAGAUUCAGCUCCUGUCUAUACAGCUCUGGAGAUUUUUGUAGAUCGCAGAGUCUCGGCGCUACCUGUGGUUAAUGAAAAAGGAGCAGUAGUUGGCCUCUAUUCUCGCUUCGAUGUGAUUCAUUUGGCUGCCCAGAAGUCUUACAACAACCUGGACAUUAGUGUGGGGGAAGCCCUGAAACAGCGCUCCGUCUGCCUAGAAGGGGUCCUUACAUGCUAUCCCCAUGAAACAUUAGAAGAGAUCAUUGAUCGCAUUGCCAAAGAACAGGUCCAUCGCCUGGUUCUGGUGGAUAAGAAGAACACUCCGCGGGGGAUCGUGUCCCUCUCUGACAUUCUCCAAGCCUUGGUGCUCACACCUGCAGGUAUCGAUGCCCUAAACUCUUAG
Molecule: messenger RNA, 1527 nt
Organism: Protobothrops mucrosquamatus (brown spotted pit viper)
Lineage: Eukaryota; Metazoa; Chordata; Lepidosauria; Squamata; Viperidae
Product: 5'-AMP-activated protein kinase subunit gamma-1-like
Exons: 12
Coding region: 1-1527 (508 amino acids)
Source: RefSeq, a predicted model, not a curated record